This is a messenger RNA of Miniopterus natalensis, 4093 nucleotides long. NCBI's taxonomy places the organism in Eukaryota, Metazoa, Chordata, Mammalia, Chiroptera, Miniopteridae. The record is from RefSeq and is a predicted model, not a curated record.
CUUCCGGUGCGCCGCGAGGGCCGCCGGGACGGGUCUCCCAGAUGAUUCGAGGUUACUGUUGCCUCUGCUGUCGCCGGAGUCGCCGCCGCUGUCGCCGCCGCCCCCACCGCCGAACCGGUGCCCCGGCGACGCCGGUGUUUCUGCUGUCUUCCUCGGGCUCCCCGGGGUUUGACCCCCCCGGGGCCCUCAGCAGGCGUCGGUGAAGAGCCUGCCGAGUGAACCUGUGCUCCCACACCCGCCCUCCGAGACCUCAUACCGCGACUCUGAGGAGUAGGAGCGAAAGGGGCUAUCGCGACUCCGCGCCGUGUGUCGCCGGGCGGGGCCGCGGGGCCGGGGCUCCUCCAGCCCCCGGGAUGCGCGCGCGAGCCCUUGCCUCCACUUCCUUGUUGCCACUGUCACGACUGGAGCCGCCUCUCGCCGACAGCGGGGAGCGCGAGUGCGCGGGCCAGCCCGCUCGUCGAGCCCCCGGGCCCGGUGCCUCCGGGAAUGUGAGCCGCGCGGCUCGCACGCUCCUCCGGCCAUGGAUGCAUCAUAUGAUGGUACUGAGGUAACUGUUGUGAUGGAGGAAAUUGAGGAAUCCUACUGUUAUACCUCCCCUGGGCCACCCAAGAAGAAAAAAAAGUAUAAAAUACAUGGAGAAAAGGCCAAGAAACCCAGGUCGGCUUACCUUCUGUACUAUUAUGACAUCUACCUGAAAGUGCAGCAGGAGCUCCCACACCUCCCACAGUCUGAGAUCAAUAAGAAGAUUAGCGAGAGUUGGAGGCUUCUCAGCGUGGCUGAAAGGAGUUACUACUUAGAGAAAGCCAAACUAGAGAAAGAAGGUUUGGAUCCUAACUCUAAGCUCUCAACACUGACCGCCGUGGUUCCGGACAUCCCAGGUUUCCGCAAGAUCCUACCCCGAUCAGAUUACAUCAUCAUCCCCAAGAGCAGCCUACAGGAGGAUCGGAGCUGCCCCCAGCUAGAACUGUGUGUGGCCCAGAACCAGGUGUCCCCUAAAGGAUCAUCUCUUAUAUCCAACACUGCCUUGGAAACAGUGCCCAGCCAUGCAGGCAUGGCAGAGCAAUGCAUGGCUGUGGAUGCUCUAACUGAGGAGGUGGGAGCCCUUGCCCAGCCAGGUGCUGUACAGGAGAUCACCACCUCAGAGAUCCUCAACCAGGAUGUGCUCCUGGAGGAGGCUUCCCUGGAGGUAGGAGAGAGCCACCAACCUUACCAGACAAGCCUGGUAAUUGAAGAGACCUUAGUGAACAGCUCACCAGACCUUCCCACCAGAAGCCUGGCUGUGCCUCAGCCCCAGGUUGGGGAGAGCAUGUCAGUGGUAACAGUCAUGAGGGAUUCCAGUGAGAGUAGCUCCUCUGUGCCGGCCACACAGUUCAUCAUGUUGCCUCUUCCUGCCUACUCCGUUGUGGAAAAUCCCACCUCCAUCAAACUGACCACUACAUACACCCGCCGGGGCCAUGGGACAUGCACUAGCCCAGGUUGCUCCUUUACAUAUGUUACCAGGCACAAACCACCUAAGUGCCCUACCUGUGGUAACUUCCUAGGAGGGAAGUGGAUCCCAAAGGAAAAGCCAGCCAAAGUCAAAGUGGAAUUGACUUCUGGUGUCUCCUCCAAAGGAGUUGACCUGCUCAUACCUGGUCUUAGAGCCCCAGAGCUUAAAGGCAGAGCACGGGGCAAGCCUUCACUACUGGCUGCAGCAAGACCCAUGAGAGCAAUUCUCCCAGCUCCAGCUAAUGUGGGCCGAGGCAGCAGCAUGGGACUUCCUAGGGCCAGGCAGGCCUUUCCCCUGAGUGAUAAGACUCCUUCUGUGAGGACUUGUGGCCUGAAGCCAAGCACGCUGAAACAGCUGGGCCAGACCAUCCAACAGCCAUCUAACACUGGUGAGGUGAAGCUACCAAAUGGCUCGGCCAAUAGGACAUCUCAGUUGAAAGUUGUAGAAGUCAAGCCUGAUAUGUUUCCUCCAUAUAAGUACAGCUGCACUGUCACGCUGGAUUUGGGCCUGGCAACAUCAAGAGGCCGGGGAAAGUGCAAGAAUCCCUCUUGUAGCUAUGUCUACACCAACCGGCAUAAACCGAGGAUUUGUCCCAGUUGUGGUUUUAACCUUGCCAAAGACCGGACUGAGAAAACCACCAAGGCUCUCGAGGCGAGCUCACCACUCCCAGAUGGGCUAAGUGUCACAGAGCCCCUGAGUGCAGCCCAGAGGGAGAUCCAGCGCCAGUCCACACUGCAGCUGCUGCGCAAAGUCCUACAGAUUCCUGAGAAUGAAUCCGAGCUGGCCGAGGUCUUUGCCUUGAUAAAUGAACUCAACAGCUCUCGACUCAUUCUGUCCAACGUGAGUGAGGAGACAGUCACCAUCGAGCAAACCUCUUGGUCAAAUUAUUAUGAGUCUCCAUCCACGCAGUGCCUUCUCUGUAGCAGCCCAUUAUUCAAAGGGGGACAAAACUCCCUUGCUGGGCCCCAGGAGUGCUGGCUGCUGACAGCCAACCGGCUACAGGUGGUGACUGCCCAGGUGAAGAUAUGUCUGAAUCCCCAUUGUCUGGCACUGCAUAGCUUCAUGGACAUCUAUACAGGUCUCUUUAAUGUGGGAAACAGGCUGCUAGUGAGCCUAGACUUGCUUUUUGCAAUCCGAAACCAGAUCAAGCUGGGAGAGGACCCCAGAGUGUCUGUCAGUGCUGUUCUGAAGUCGGUGCAGGAGCAGACAGAGAAGACACUCACCUCAGAGGAGUUGAGCCAGCUGCAAGAGCUGCUGUGCAAUGGCUAUUGGGCUUUUGAGUGCCUCACUGUCCGAGACUACAAUGACAUGAUCUGUGGCAUCUGUGGUGUGGCCCCCAAGGUGGAAAUGGCCCAGAGGAGUGAAGAAAACGUGCUGGCACUGAAGAGUGUGGAGUUCACCUGGCCUGAGUUCUUGGGCCCUAGUGAGGUAAACGUGGAGGACUUUUGGGCCACGAUGGAGACAGAGGUGAUUGAGCAGGUGGCCUUCCCUGCCAGCAUCCCUAUCACCAAGUUUGAUGCCUCUGUUAUUGCCCCCUUCUUCCCACCACUCAUGAGAGGAGCUGUGGUCGUCAACACUGAGAAAGACAAAAACCUGGAUGUACAGCCCGUACCUGGCAAUGGCAGUGCCUUGGUGAGGCUGCUCCAGGAGGGUACCUGCAAGCUGGAGGAGAUGAGCUCCUACACUGAAGAGGAGCUGCAGCAUCUGCUGAGGCAAUGUGGCAUCCCUUUUGGGUCAGAAGACUCCAAGGAACAGCUCUGCUUCUCCUUGUUGGCCCUCUAUGAAUCUGUACAGAAUGGAGCCAGAGCUAGACAGCCUUCACCUCAUCUCACAGGGGGUAAAAUCUACAAGGUGUGCCCCCAUCAGGUGAUCUGCGGCUCCAAGUAUCUUGUGCGGGGUGAGAGUGCCCGUGACCAUGUGGAUCUGCUUGCUUCUUCCCGCCAUUGGCCACCUGUCUAUGUGGUAGACAUGGCCACACCAGUUGCCCUGUGUGCUGACCUCUGCUACCCAGAGCUGACCAGCCAGAUGUGGGGGAGGAACCAGGGCUGUUUCUCUAGCCCCACAGAGCCGCCUGUGAGUGUGUCCUGCCCAGAACUCUUGGAUCAGCAUUAUACUGUGGAUAUGACAGAGGCCGAGCACUCUGUCCAGCACCCAGUCACCAAGACUGCUACACGGCGCAUAGUCCAUGCAGACACACAGCCCAGUCCUGGUGACUCCAGUGCUGGGCACCACUCUUUGGCCCUGUGUCCUGAGUUGGCCCCCUACGCAACCAUCCUGGCCUCUAUCACAGACAGCAAACCAAACAGUGUCCGCCAGCGGCCCAUUGCCUUUGACAAUGCCACCCACUAUUACCUCUACAACCGCCUCAUGGACUUCCUCACCAGCCGCGAGAUUGUCAACCGGCAGAUCCACGACAUUGUGCAGAGCUGCCAGCCUGGCGAGGUGGUCAUCCGUGACACCCUUUACCGCCUUGGGGUUGCUCAGAUCAAGACGGAGACAGAGGAGGAGGGUGAGGAAGAGGAGGUGGCCGCGGCAGCAGAAUAAGCCAGGCUUUUGUACAGGGACCGCACCAUCUCUCUCAAGCCAUAGUGAGGCCCUUACCAA